Phyllotreta striolata is the source of this 2150-nucleotide messenger RNA. NCBI's taxonomy places the organism in Eukaryota, Metazoa, Arthropoda, Insecta, Coleoptera, Chrysomelidae. The record is from the annotation of a GenBank genome assembly.
CAAAUCAAAUAUAUCAAAUCACUUUCUCUUUUUUCAUAUCGGGGUGAAUUGGCGAUGAAAACGGCCAGUCGUGAAUUUGAAAGAAUUAAGUGAAGUUGAAGUUUACGAAGCAAGGAAAUGCUAAUGAAGACACUUCUUAUAUUUUUUCAAAUUUUUGUUUUCAACCAUGCACAGGACGAUUUUUUUAAAGGCAGUACAAUUUAUGACGACUUACUGAGAGCUGGUUUGAUUUACCGGAACCAAUUUUCAUUACCAAAAAAUCAAAUACAUCAAAUAUCACCGAAUGAAAUCAAUUUAAAAGCAAAAUUUGGAAAUAACGAAUGCGGUAUAGUGCCGGAAACUUGCCCAAAAUCCAUUUACCGCUCUUACGAUGGUUCCUGCAACAAUUUAAAGCACCCAUCUUGGGGCACACCCAACACCCCCUACAACAGAUUACUGCCGGCGAAUUACGCAGAUGGAAUUAAGGAGCCUCCGUUAUCAAAAAGCGGAAAACCCCUGCCGUUAGCUCGAUCCAUCAGCCUGCUUUUAUAUCCAAACAUCCCCAAUGAGGACCACGUUUUUACUUUAAACGUGAUGCAAUUCGGACAAAUAGUCACGCACGAUUUAAGCAUGACUGCGGGAAGUACUCAAACGCAAUAUUACAAGGACUCAUGCUGUUCAGCCGACGGGCAGCUUUUGGACCCAUCUACUAUCCCAGCUUUCUGCUACCCAAUGAUCAUUCCUCCCAACGAUCCUGCACACGCCAACGACAACACCAGGUGCAUGAGCUUCGACAGGACUGUUACUAAUAAGGACAGACAGUGCGUUAGUGAACGCCACACAGCCGAGCAACUGACCUCCGUGAACCAUUACCUGGACUUGUCUUUCGUGUAUGGCAAUGAUGAUGAAACGAACCGCAAAUUGAGGGAGUUCCAGCACGGCAGGUUGCGCGCUGAUAUCAGAAACGGGUACCAGUGGCUCCCCAGAGCAACGAACGCGUCCGGUACCUGCAGGCUCAUUAACCCAAAUGACGCUUGCUAUGUAGCAGGAGAUACGAGAUUAAAUCAGAACCCUCAGCUGGCGAUACUUCAUACUGUUUUUCUGCGGGAACACAACAGAAUAGCCCACUUUCUGUCCCAUCUUAAUCCCCAUUGGGACGAUGAAUUGGUGUUUCAGGAAUCGCGCAAAAUUAACAUAGCGCAGUACCAGCAGAUUACUUGCUACGAAUGGUUGCCGUAUAUUAUUGGCGAGGAAAACGCUUAUAAAGCCAGGAUCUUGUGGAAAACCGAUGGAUUUAUUGACGAUUACGACGAAAAUGUGGACGCUACUGUUUUGAACGAACAUUCCACGGCAGCUCUAAGGCACUUCCACAGUUUAGUAAGAGGGCAAUUGCAUUUGAUUAAAGAAAGCAGGUACUCCGAAGGUACCGUGAGAUUCUCCGACGUGCUGGGGAGACCUCAAAUAAUCGAGGAACACCAAGGAUUCGAUCAUUUAAUGCGAGGUUUGACCACUCAGCCGCAGUCCGCGUCUGAUCAAUUCCACACCAGCGAGAUCACUCAAUUUUUGUUCAGAAGCGACAACGAAACGUUCGGCGUGGAUUUAAAGGCCUUCGAUGUCCAAAGAAGCAGAGAUCACGGAUUGGCUUCGUACAACGAUUACAGAGAGUUGUGGAAAAUUCCAAGGGCUAGAAAGUUCGAGGAUUUCUUGGAUUUCAUUAGUUAUGAGAACGUAGACAGGCUCGCUCGGCUGUAUGAGCAUCCGGACGACGUGGACCUAACGGUAGGGGGAUCGUUGGAGACCAAUCUUCCCGGGGCCUUGGUGGGCCCCACUUUCCUGGGCAUCAUCGCGGAAUCGUUCUAUCGCACGAGAGUCGGCGACAGGUUCUGGUUCGAAAACGGCGGCCCGAGCAAUUUCAACCCGGACCAACUGCGAGAAAUUCGAAAGGCCCGCAUGGCGAAGCUGCUCUGCGAUAACGCGAAUGCUAUUCGAACCAUGCAGCUCAAAGGAUUCGAGAAGCUGUCGUCCAGUAAUCCGCUUAUUCCUUGUCAGUCGCUUCCUUCGAUAGAUUUGUCCUUGUGGAAAGAGGAUCGAGGCAACGAUCCGGUGGAAUACGUUUCUUUGAUACAAAAAGUGUUCGAUUUUAAAUAGACUAAGAACUUCAUUCGACAGGC